AUGGCCAAGAAAGCGCCUCCGAACCGCGUCGCCUAUGAGCAUGCUGAAAUACGACCCGAUAAGUACGACAACACCUGCACGCCCUCGCUCCCCGAGAUAUACAUGCUCCUUUCCACGAACGUUGACCCCGUCACGCUGCAGAGUCGAGAAAGGGAUGGCAGAGCUGACGAUAUCACAGUCCGGAGAAAGGUUUUGUUCCUGGAGCAAAAGAAGAAGGGCAAAUGA
Messenger RNA from Colletotrichum spaethianum, 225 nucleotides. RefSeq lists its product as uncharacterized. The record is from RefSeq and is a predicted model, not a curated record. Lineage: Eukaryota; Fungi; Ascomycota; Sordariomycetes; Glomerellales; Glomerellaceae. The transcript is spliced from 2 exons. The coding region runs from base 1 to 225 and encodes 74 amino acids.